This is a messenger RNA of Engraulis encrasicolus (European anchovy), 2263 nucleotides long. RefSeq names its product leukotriene B4 receptor (gene ltb4r). The transcript has 4 exons. The record is from RefSeq and is a predicted model, not a curated record. NCBI's taxonomy places the organism in Eukaryota, Metazoa, Chordata, Actinopteri, Clupeiformes, Engraulidae. Gene Ontology annotation, biological process: neuropeptide signaling pathway. Gene Ontology annotation, molecular function: leukotriene receptor activity; G protein-coupled peptide receptor activity. Bases 688 to 1977 code for a protein of 429 amino acids. Gene Ontology annotation, cellular component: plasma membrane.
AGUGUGUGUGUGUGCGCGCGCGCGUGUGUGAGUGAGUGAGAGACAGAGAAAGACAUUUUGUUGGAUAUCCUGUUAAUGUGAUCUUAAACUACAUCAAAAGUAACAAAAUGUGCUGUGUUAACAGUUUGACAGGGAGUUUUGAUGUACUAAUCAUGAUGUUUUUUUAUUUUUUCACUCUUCAAUUUCCUUAUUUCUUUCUCACCUCCAUUUCUGCUUAUUAGUCUGAGUUUAUUUUUUUUGGGUUCUUUCUUCUCUCCUCUGUCUCUUCACACCUAAUAUAUUUUCACACCUCACAGUCUUCUCUUCUUCACUUCUCACAUCAUUAGCCUCUAAUAACAAGGCCAGCAAAAAACCCACAAAUCAACCAGACAUAAUAAGUGAGCAAGUAAGAUGUUUUCCCCUCUGAAUGGGCUAAUACUAAUGCAACCAAUAAAUAUACAAUGAGCAACAAACUAUCAAUCAAAGGAAGAUUAACAAACUAAUAUUGACAAAGUAAGAUUGCUGGCCUCUAAAAAGGCUAACUCGCCAACAAACAAACAAACAAACAAAUAAAUAAACACAAACACCCCAAAACAAACAAAUAAAGGACACUUAUUGUCCGCUUAAAAAGGGUUAGCCUACUACCCCACAAACAAACAAACAAACAAACACAAAAAACAAACAAACAAACAAACAGACAGACAGAUCAUGGAGUCCCUCAUCCUCAAUGCUUCCGCUCUCCCCGCCAUUUCUUCUCAACUCCAAGACGCCCUCAACUUCUCCUCCUCCUCCUCCUCUGCGUCCUCCGCUGCCUCCACCUCUCCCUCCUCCUCCUCCUCUUCCUCCGUCUCCAGCCUCCCCAUCUCCCACCAGAUCGGCAUCGCCAUCCUCAGUGUAGCCCUCAUUGUUGGUUUCCCGGGCAACCUGUUCGUGGUGUGGUCGGUGCUGUGCCGGGUGCGCCGGCGCUCGGUCACCUGCCUGCUGGUGCUGAACCUGGCGGCGGCGGACGCCCUGGUGCUCCUCACCGCGCCCCUCUUCCUCCACUUCCUCACCUCUGGCCUACACGGCUGGGCCUUCGGGGCGGCCGUCUGCAAGUGUGUGCACUACCUGUGUGCGGUGAACAUGUACGCCUCCAUCUACCUGAUCACCCUGAUGAGUGCUGAUCGCUGGUUGGCUACCAGCAGGCCCUUUGUAUCCCAGAGGCUGAGGACCAAGAGGGCGCUACUGUGCAUUGUACUGGCCCUGUGGGUCAUGGCCUUCAUACUGGCACUGCCCAUGCCAUUCUACCGCAGCAACCUGCAGCUCUUCCGCCAUAAGAACAUCUCCUCUUUCUUCUGCGUGCUGUACCACUGGGGCUCCCCUGGCCACGCCUCCUUCCAGUACCUGUGUGAGACGCUGCUGGGCUUCCUGCUGCCCUUCUGCCUCAUCGCCUGCUGCUACAGCUCCGUCUUCCGCCGCCUGCGCACCGCCAUGUUCCAGCGCAAGGGCCGCGGCAGCUGCCUCAUCCUGGCCAUCCUCGGGGCCUUCAUCGUCUUCUGGCUGCCCUACCACAUCGUCAACAUGCUAGAGGUCAUCGGCCUCCUAGGAAACCAGCAGUGGGCCCUCUCCGCAGCCAAGGUCGCCCGGCCCAACGUCACGGCGUUCGCCUUCCUGAGCAGCAGCGUCAACCCCGUGCUGUACGUCUUCGCCGGCAGCUCGCACAUCCGCAACGCCGGCCUGGGCUUCAUGGCCAAGCUGUUCGAGGGCACCUACUCCGACUCCACCUCGCGCAGCACCCGCCAAAGCCGCAGCUCCGUGCCCGACGAGGCGUCCACGUUCCGCAAGCUGUCCGUCAUGAUGAGCGGGCGCAAGGUGGGCAUGGGCAGGGGGAGCGGCAGCGGUGGCAGCGGCGGGAGGAAAGUGAGCAACUUGAGCACCGUGGCUGGUCUCGGGGACGAGGAGGAGGACACGAGGAAGGCAGCGGAGUUGAAAACGCUCACCACGGUGGGGGAGUACUAGAAGAGGUGUGUGUGUGUGUGUGUGUGUGUGUGUAACCAGUAAGCAGACUAGGCAGUUGGGACUAGGGUCCCACUGCAAUGGUAAAUAGUCAGCCCCUGCAAUGGUAAAUACCAGCGGAAGUCAUUCAAAAGGGGCCAACGUCUUUGUUUUGCCUAGGGCGUCCAAAAUUUAUAGCACCGAUGCUGGUGUCCAACAUGGGUUCCGUGCUGUAUCAGACCAGGCAAGAGCCUUGCCACAACACCCAUUAUAGUUCUAUUGCAUUUACUCUAGAGAGUGUGUGUGUGUG